AUGGUGCGAGCGUAUCCUGUGCGCCCUGUCGUCUGCCGGCGAGCGUACCCGGGUGCAGGCCUGCGCUCUCCUGCGAGCCUGAGUAAAAGUUCCUCGUUCCCAGCUGCGUGCCUGUGUGGUGAUUUCGAACUGACCGAGUGCCGAGGGCUGCCGGGCGCCCCAGCGCCUCCCCGGGCAGCGCCCCGCGGUUGCGGCUUGCGCCGGUGCCGUGCGGCCGCCGCGCAGCCAUUGGCUGUCGGGCCCGGGGCCGCUCCGUGCCGCCCCUCGCCAUUGGCCGCGGCUGCCGCCGUCAGCGCGGCGGCCAUUGGCGGCGGCGGCGGCAUGGCGGGCACGGGCGGCUCCUGGCGGCCGCCCCGUUCGUGCGAGGAUUACUGGGGGGAGUGGAAGCAUUGCCGCGGGCUGCGCCACGCUUUCCACCACUACUACGCGCACGGGGAGCUGCCGGAGUGCGGCCGUUGGCGGGAGGACUACGAGGCCUGCCGCGCCUGGGAGAGGGACCGCGCCGCCGCCGCGCAGGAAGCUUUGUGCAAGAGUGAAAGAGCUCGAGUUAUGGAAAAACAGAAAUAUGCCCCAGUGUGGAAGCUCAGGAAGAGCCCACCAGCUGACUGGUACCUACCUCUUGACCACGACAAAUCAAAUUAACAGGACUGUUUUCUGUGUUUGGCACCUUUCAAAUUAAUGCAUACAUGCUCUAGCUCUGAGGGCCUCUUGCCCCACCAGCUGCCAUUGAGCACUUCUGGAACAUGGUACUCACCCCAGGCCUGCCAAAUGGGGAAAAAACACCAAGCUGGGACUCUUCCUUGCUGGCUCAGGACAAUCCCAAAUGCUGGGCUUUUAAAGACAUUUCCUAGAAGCAGGGUUGUGGUGGUUGAAGAGCUUCUCGCCUGUGGGCUGCACACCCUGUGUGGAACUCCUCUCCAGUGGUGGUGUGUGUUGUGGCAGUGUUCAGAAUUACUCAAAAAUAAAGGUUUAAACAAAUGUA
Molecule: messenger RNA, 982 nt
Organism: Serinus canaria (Common canary)
Lineage: Eukaryota; Metazoa; Chordata; Aves; Passeriformes; Fringillidae
Gene: C15H22orf39
Product: chromosome 15 C22orf39 homolog
Exons: 4
Coding region: 1-642 (213 amino acids)
Source: RefSeq, a predicted model, not a curated record